CGUCAAAGACUGUCACUAUGCGCACGCGCAAUCUGCAGAAUUGAAGCCACGGGAUUAAGGAAGUGCCAUCUCCAGGGCUCAGUUCUCAUUGGAACAGAGAAAGUUCGCGGGAGCUACGGGUGGUUUGGCGCCUGCGUCUUUUCCGCAAGCGAGUCAGCGUGAGCGGCUGCUAAGUGCUUGAGGAGCGAUGCCCAGGGAAAUCAUCACUCUACAGUUAGGCCAGUGCGGCAAUCAAAUCGGCUUCGAGUUCUGGAAGCAGCUGUGCGCCGAGCAUGGCAUCAGCCCGGAGGGCAUCGUGGAGGAGUUCGCCACCGAGGGCACCGACCGCAAGGACGUCUUCUUCUACCAGGCGGACGACGAGCACUACAUCCCCCGGGCCGUGCUGCUGGACCUGGAGCCGCGCGUGAUCCACUCCAUCCAGAACUCUGCCUACGCCAAGCUCUACAACCCCGAGAACAUCUACCUGUCGGAGCACGGGGGCGGAGCCGGCAACAACUGGGCCAGUGGGUUCUCUCAGGGAGAGAAGAUCCAUGAGGACAUUUUUGACAUCAUUGACCGGGAGGCAGAUGGGAGCGACAGUCUGGAGGGCUUCGUGCUGUGCCACUCCAUUGCCGGGGGCACGGGCUCUGGCCUGGGCUCCUACCUCCUGGAGCGGCUGAAUGACAGGUACCCCAAGAAGCUGGUGCAGACGUACUCGGUGUUCCCCAACCAGGACGAGAUGAGCGACGUGGUGGUGCAGCCCUACAACUCCCUGCUCACGCUCAAGCGGCUGACGCAGAACGCAGACUGCGUGGUGGUGCUGGACAACACGGCCCUCAACCGGAUCGCCACCGACCGCCUGCACAUCCAGAACCCGUCCUUCUCCCAGAUCAACCAGCUGGUGUCCACCAUCAUGUCGGCCAGCACCACCACCCUGCGCUACCCCGGCUACAUGAACAACGACCUCAUCGGCCUCAUCGCCUCUCUCAUCCCCACGCCGCGCCUGCACUUCCUCAUGACUGGCUACACCCCGCUCACCACGGACCAGUCGGUGAGGCCGCUGCACACCAGCCAGCGUGGGCCGGGCUUGAGGCUCUCCAGUCCCUCCCACGCUCCCGCCCUCCCUGUGCGCCGCUCCUCAGCCUCCCUGACUCCUGCUCCCCAUGCCCAGCUCUUUGAGCGCACCUGUCGCCAGUUUGACAAGCUUCGGAAGCGCGAGGCCUUCAUGGAGCAGUUCCGCAAGGAGGACAUCUUCAAGGACAACUUCGACGAGAUGGACACGUCCCGCGAGAUCGUGCAGCAGCUCAUCGACGAGUACCACGCAGCCACGCGGCCCGACUACAUCUCCUGGGGCACCCAGGAGCAGUGAGCGGCCACGGACCCCACCUGCCUGCCUUACCCUCUCCAAGUACAGAUUGGGGAGCACGUGGAUGUCACACCCAUGGCUGUCGUAUGUCCGGUGCCCUUGUGUUUCCGUCUCCUAAGACAUCCUUAAUAAAGCACUGGGUAGAAAUCGA
Molecule: messenger RNA, 1496 nt
Organism: Fukomys damarensis (Damara mole-rat)
Lineage: Eukaryota; Metazoa; Chordata; Mammalia; Rodentia; Bathyergidae
Gene: Tubg1
Product: tubulin gamma 1
Exons: 9
Coding region: 188-1348 (386 amino acids)
Biological process (GO): cytoplasmic microtubule organization; meiotic spindle organization; mitotic sister chromatid segregation
Cellular component (GO): microtubule; nucleus; gamma-tubulin complex
Molecular function (GO): GTP binding; structural constituent of cytoskeleton
Source: RefSeq, a predicted model, not a curated record